Molecule: messenger RNA, 1713 nt
Organism: Ziziphus jujuba (common jujube)
Lineage: Eukaryota; Viridiplantae; Streptophyta; Magnoliopsida; Rosales; Rhamnaceae
Exons: 5
Coding region: 734-1513 (259 amino acids)
Biological process (GO): protein modification process
Cellular component (GO): mitochondrion
Source: RefSeq, a predicted model, not a curated record
CAUAAUAUCAAUUUAGCAAAACGACAACUAUCAUUGAGUCCAUAAAAGGCAAAACGACACUUUCUUCAUCUUUCCCGUUUCUUUCCAACUUUCCAGUUUCUCUCUGCUUCCCCUUUCUAUUUUUCUUCUUCCUCCAUUCACCCACUAUCCGCCGGACUACUCCAAGGCCGAGCCGCCCCCACCGCCGUCUCCGUCCACCCCCACUAAAUCAUGCAACCUGAUUAUGUAUGGAGCAGGUGACUGUUAAACCUCUACUUGUGCCGUGGUAAGAGUAGGUUUUAUGAUAAUUUAAUGAUUUUACAACAAGUCAUGCUCUAGAAGACUAGAACCGUACUACUUAGAAAUAAAAGCUUAGAGACUGUACUGAAACAUGAUCAAAAAUAAAAAUUUGAUUUGUUGAUAACCAUAUCAUAUGAGCUUGUGGAGAUAGUUGUACUGAAAUUUAAAACGAACAUUCAAAAUUGGAAUAGCUCUUAAUUAAAUUAGGGGAUCCUUGCUUGCUAUUCUCUGCAUAUUGUGCAGUUUCACCAUCGGGCCCCAGGCUCUCUUGUUGUAAUUAGAUAGAGGAUGCUCAGGUUCCAGAGCAAUUAAGUAGCAAGAAAAUAACAGAGGUGGGGCUGCAACAGUCAAAUCCUUUGUCCCAAGACACACACAGAUCCUGCCGUUAUAGCUUCAAUCUUUGUAAACUUUGAUAUACAUUAUCUGGCAGCAAAUUUGUUAUUUUUGGCUGCCAAUGAGUAUACCUCAGAGCAGGAGGAUUGUUUCUCCAUUGAUGAAUCUGAUCAGACUAAAAGGAUUUCCUAUUUUACGGCAACUUCAUAUAGAAGAGCAGCUGCUACGAACCUCAUCAGAAAAUUGGUGCAUUUUGAAUGAUGGAACCAAUGACCGUGCUAUAGUUAUGGGUGUUUCUGGGGUACCUGCAGAGCUUCUUGAAAUUGAUUCUGUGUUACAAGAUGAGAUUCCUGUAAUCAGAAGGUUUACUGGAGGUGGUACAGUUGUUGUUGACAGUGGUACAAUAUUUGUCACAUUGAUAUGCAACAAGGAUGCUGUGGCUGGCUUGCAACCGUAUCCCAGGCCUAUUAUGUCCUGGAGUGGCCAUGUCUACUCCAGGGUGUUUCAAGGGAUUGGUGAUUUCCAUCUUCAUGAAAAUGAUUAUGUAUUUGGCAAUUGCAAGUUUGGUGGGAAUGCUCAAUCUAUUACUAAGAAUCGGUGGAUCCAUCACACAUCAUUUUUAUGGGACUAUGAUGUCAGGAAUAUGGCCUAUCUGAAACACCCAAAACGAGUUCCAGAAUAUCGACUGGCUAGGAAUCAUUUGGAAUUUAUAUGCCGCAUGAAGGACUAUAUGCCAAGGGAAGCGUUCAUGGAAAAAACUGUCGAGGCACUCAAAUCAGAUUUUUCCUUGAGAACCAUAGAGCUUGAUGCCUUGGACUCUUUCUCAGAUACGAAAUUUUGUCCAUCAACUAAGCUAUUGUUGAGGCAUGAAUUGGAGAGAGCAGCUUUGCAUCGUAGGUGACAUGUCUCUCUUAUUAUUUCAGUUUUGAUUUUUCUCGUAUUAAUUUAUGAGGGAGGUGCUUUUCGGUGAUGCAGUCCCUAAUUUUAGCAACUUUUUUUUUUUUUUUUUUGAGUUCAAUUUAAUAUGAAUUGUGAAAUUAAAUUGUAUACUAUAUUUAACAUUUUUAACGUUUUUGAUGAGUAACAUGAAUAAUUGUGUUU